GAGUUUAUUACCCAACACCGACUGUACAUGCUCGGUCCGGUUGUCUGAGCGUUUGUCAAGGCAGCAGCAGAUGCACCGUCCUGGCUGGUUUAAGUCCUCUAAGAAGGUACUAGUCCAAUUAACGUAGAGAAGGCGGAAAUCCACCCAUGCCGGCUAUUAAACUAACUUACAGCUCCUCGGCUCGACGAUGGAAAUGAACUGCGCUCCGGUAUAUGAAGACGACUUCUCACCAAAGCCCGCCAUCACCAAACAAGUUGGACCCAAGGAAACUUAAAGACAACCGAGGGAUGCUGGUGUAUUUUAAGCGGUGGUAGUCGCGUUUGGGCUCACAUAUUAAGCCUUUAUAAGCUCCCGAGGAGUAGCUGCUGUAGGCCUGCCUGCACGCGCGUCAUUUGGCGACGCUACGGAGUUUUUCCUCGCGCUGUUUGAGAAGCAGGCUUGUUAUCAUGGAAACAUACACUGAUGUGCUGCUCGUCACCGCUAAUGUCGGCUCACUCUUUGACAAUGUGGGUGAAAUUCAAAAUGAAUGGUUGCAAGAGUUGUACAAGACUAUCCACAGCUAUAAACCACAGUUCAUCGCUCUGCACUUCCAGGAGGUGGGAGGAAAGGACUACAUGGCCAACAUGGGUCAUGCUGAAAACUUCUUUUGGAGUAUUGAGACCAGUGAAGAAAUGAAGGGGUAUGACAGAGUCUGCAUCUAUGUGGACAACCAGUUCCAAGCAGAAGACACCUUCACGGCUUUGGGGAGCAUGUACUUCAUCCACAACUCACUGGAAAACAUCCAGCAGUACGACUUCGAUGUUCAGGAUUUCAGAGUGGUGUCAGGGCAGAACAAACACGUGGGCUCUCUGGACGGCGUCAACACGGUGGAAAAAGAAAAAUUCCCAAAGAAUUUCUGGCCUGAUUUCAAGUGGUCCAGAAAGGGCUUCAUGAGGACCCGCUGGAUCAUACACAACCAAGGUCUGGACCUGGUUAAUGUCCACCUGUUCCAUGAUGCCUCCAACCUCAUUGCCUGCAACUCCAGCCCUUCUAUUUACUCUGCCAACCGCAAAAACGCUCUAAGAUACGUCAUCAACAGGAUAUCAGAUGGCCGUUUCACUCCUCUGCCUUUUUUCCUGUUUGGAGAUUUUAACUUCCGUCUGGAUGCCCAGAGUCUGGUACAGCAUCUGUCUAAUUCAGCAGACAUUCAGACAGUGAAGAAGGACAGCAGUAACGAAGUGGAGAAGAUCAUCUGCGAAGAAAAAGACAACGACCAUCAGGUGCUGCUCCACAUUGAGGAGAAGUUGUUUGCUUACCUGCACCAGGCAGUUUUCAGAGAGGACAACGGCAGAGCGCUUUUGAAAUAUGACAAAGAAGUCGCAGCCUUUCAUGAUGUAGUUAGAGAAGAGGAAAUCAAGUUUCCACCCAGUUAUCCCUACAGUGAAGAAAACACUAAACCAACCCAAUACAUGAACACUCGCUGUCCUGCCUGGUGUGAUCGUAUCCUCAUGUCACACGCUGCCCAGGAGUUCAUCCAUAGGAGAGAUGAUGACGAUGAGAAAACUGUUGUUUACAACACAGUUGGUCCUUACGUCUGCAUGGGAGACCAUAAGCCUGUUUUCUUGUUCUUCUCCCUGAAGAUGAAUGAGCAUUGACUGGGAUCCUUCUCAAUGUUAGGAGCGCAUGUCAGUCUAGAACCGCACUGUCCUCCGGGUUCUGCAACACCAGAGAGUAAUCAGCACAACAAAACUCAUCCGUCCACCAGCUGUGGGUCUGAAACAAUAAAAACCCCGUCCUAACAUCGCUGAUUUUUUACUUGUGAUCUCACAAUGUCAACAACAACAGAGUAAUCAGAAGCUUUUAUGGAUGGAGAAUGAUCAUACACCUGCCUCUCUGCUGUCACAGAGACUUCAUAACAGGAACAAACACUGAUGUCUGUGACUCUGAACCAGACUCUGUUCAAGGUUCUGUGCAUGUUAUAGGAUUUUGAUUUGUAAAAUACUGUUUUUACAGCUGGAGUCAGAAAAAGUCUCAUAAUUUAAUCCUUCUUAUAUAUUUUAGAUAUCUCACAUUAUUCAGGAGCAACUAAUCUGGAUACAGUUAAAUCAACCAAUCAGAAUCCAGUAUUGUGAAACUGUUGCAUAAUUAACAUUCAGUUUAAAAUGAUGAAAUAAACAUUAAUGUUAUAAAACACAAUUUUUGUCAAAACUACUUUAUAAACUAUGAUUUUAAUAUCAAGUAUUAUGUUUUUUAACAUGUAUCAACUUAACUGUGUCAUACAGAAGCCCUAACGCCCAGUUCAGACUAAAGAAUCACAAGCUGGAACUCGCAGCUGCUUUUUCCGCUCUGCAGAAAUCUAAAAGUCUGUCAGUUCACAUCACUGUAACUGGAGGAGACGAUCCAUCACUCCCAUAACUACAGCCCUCUCAGUUCAAAGGCGUUUAUUUCUUAAGUUACUGCGCAGUAUUCUGUCUUUAUAAGAAGAACAGUGCUGCACAUUCACAGUUUUUUCUGCAUCUUUGUCAUAUUAAUGACAUCUAACAUAAGACUGUAUGACUACCACUCAUCACUAACUCUUUUAUCAUUAGCAUGGUGACAAAGUUUCAUGCUAACCCAAAAAUGCUUAACUAGCUCAGUCAUGCUGAGGGUGAUAUUUUUUUCUGCCAACAACUUAAACUGCCACAGUCUUUCAUUUAUCAGAUUGUCUAGCACCAUGCACCCUGCUUUUAUGCACAGCUGAUGGAGGAGACAGAAGUGAUAGAUAGCAUCCCAAAAUAAGCUGCAUGAUUUACCAAACUUAAUAUUCUACUUUGAACAGAUAUUUGAUAGUAUUUGUAGCCUAUCACAACAAGAUUUCCAUUCAACAUUUUAGAUUUAUCUGCUUGCAACAUCCAAAAAAAAAGUUAUUUUCGAUUUGAUGAUUUGAACUGUGAUGGCUCAGUUCCAUGUUUGGAAACUAAUUUUUUCACCUACCUGCCACUUUGACUAGUGGAUUCAAAACUCUGACAUUUUUUUCAGCCACUUUAUUUUAAGGAGCAGAAUAAUGAGUUUAGGUAUAAUAUAAAAUCAAGAAUUAUAGUAUUCAAGUUAUAGGCUAGGGAAAUGUUCCAACUAUUCAAGAAAAUGCUGUCAUGACCACCGUCUUGUUCAGAUUGCUCGGGGCUUCUGUAAAGCUGCAUCUUUUGAAUUUAUUUUAGAUUACAUUUAUAUAAAUUAAAAUGUAGAUUAUAAUAUUAUUUGAAAUAUCAGUUUAUAAACAUCUUAAAGCAACCACAACUGCACUGACAACAGCUGUUAUGUCUUUGCAGUGGUAAAAACUUCAUUUACUGAGCAAACGCAGCAGUAGUGGUUUACUUUGUUACAUACAGGUGUAGUUUGUAUUGCUUUUCCAUGUUCCAACUGUACAUUAAUACCAAGUGCUUUAUUCCAGAGGUUUAUACCCAGCAGUUCUCUAUUUUUGUAUCUGUCCUCACACAGAGACAGUUUUCUGUUGUCUGUUACACAUGACGUCCGUACAAGAAUCUGUCUGUCCCUAUCCUGCUUGGCAUCAACCUUACUUCAUUGCCAAAAGAAUUACAAUAUGGCUGCACGUGUUUACCUCUAACCAUAGUAAAGGAGUGUGGAUGUGUCACGUGGCCUCACUUGAACUUGACAUUCAUAUUUUUAUUUACAUCAUAUACUCAUUUAUGUGUGCGUGUUUGUGUGCACUCACACGUAAUACAAUGGCACUAUUUGUGUUUGGAUUUGUUUAUGAACAGUCUCAUAAUGUAGCAGCAGAAGUAUGUAUCAUUGAUGUGUGAACUUUGGGUUAGAUUUUUUAUUAUUUGGUUUUAUUAAUGACUAAUGGAAAGUUUGCUUGUCGUUGUUUUUCUUCCAUUCGUCCUGGAGGGUCACAGCAGUGGGGGGCAUUUGAUGUGUGUUGUUUUCUUUUUUGUCAAUUUUUUCUGGCUUUAACACAGAACACAGAUUUCCAAGCUUGGACUGGCAGUCACGUUUGGAUUCGAACAUUCGAAAUAACAAAAUAAAGUUACAAAUCAUGUGUUUAACGUUUGAACCGCUCACUGCAGACCGACAAGAGAGUGAAGCUCAUUAAUAGAUAAUUAGAUUAACUCUGGUCAAACACUACAUCAUUGUGAUAUUUCACUUUUGUAAAUAAAAUAUUA
This is a messenger RNA of Cheilinus undulatus (humphead wrasse), 4142 nucleotides long. RefSeq names its product inositol polyphosphate-5-phosphatase L (gene inpp5l). Lineage: Eukaryota; Metazoa; Chordata; Actinopteri; Labriformes; Labridae. The transcript has 16 exons. Gene Ontology annotation, molecular function: inositol-polyphosphate 5-phosphatase activity. The coding region runs from base 447 to 1634 and encodes 395 amino acids. The record is from RefSeq and is a predicted model, not a curated record. Gene Ontology annotation, biological process: phosphatidylinositol dephosphorylation.